ACAGAAUGGUAUAUUAGCGCUUCUACAGAUAAUCAAAAUGUUCUUUGCUUUUGAUGCUGUAGGUCAAAGUGAUAUCAAAAAGUUAAAAAAGGAAAAUGAGCAAUUACGCCGCGAAAUAUGGACAUUACGUGAUGAAUAUGAUAAAUUAGAAAAACUAUUAGCAUCAAAAGUAAACUUGGACUGUGAUGAAGAUUCUCACGACUCGGAAAGUUGUCAUUCGCAUGAUAGUGACGGUUCAUGCCAGACUUGUGGGUCUUGUAACAAUACAGAAACAACAAAUGACACGUCGCAGCACAAUGGCGGGCAUCAAUCAGUAGGUUGCAAGGCGAAAAAAGAAAAACUUCACGUGGAAUUUGACCAUUUGUCGAUUGUGUCGGAGGAAUCGCAACGCAGUCCGAACGAAGAUUCGGCGAAUAGGUUAGCAGUGAAUGAACCGAAGGUGCAACCAAAAGCGCCCGAAAGUCCCUUUCCGUUGACGGAACUUCAAUCAUUAGUGCCGCCUUUAACGCAUUUCGAGAAUUUGCCGUAUGAGAGUAUUGGGGGGAAUGUUGAUGAGGAUGGAUUUAUAAUCCCAAAUACGAAAGUAUUAAACGAAGAGCCAUCAAAGUGGUCAAAUAGCAGUAACAAGCCAGACAUUUUGCUACAACAAUCAUCAUCAGCGUCAGCACAAGUGACGCCCUCAGAUCCGGUAUCGUCUUUCAGGAAUUUUCAGACAGGAGGAAAUCUCGACGAACUACUGCAAGACAUUGAAUUCUUAUCGAAAGACAUCGAAGAUCUACAGAACAAAAACAAGUCUGACACGAGUUUGAACAAUUGCAGCGGGAGUAAAAAGAAGCCCUUUCGCUCCGAAGUGAGUUUAGUGCUAGAUUUCCCGAAUAACAACAACAACAACAAUAGUUUAAGCACACAAAUCGAAACAAAGCCGAUAAUUCAUCCCGUGCCGCCGGACGAUUUGUGUCACAAACUUCCGUCGCCGCCAAUCCUCAAGGAAUCGCACAACAGAUCGUCGACCGGUUUCGAGCAUUCGCACACAAACGGCACUGCGACGCCAACCAGCAACAACAUGGAGGUCCGUUCACCCACGCAAAAUACCCACAUUUAUCACGAAAACGAACGCAAGCUCAGUUCGUCCGAAAGCACGCUCGCCAAGUCAUCGUCGAAAUCGGGCAAACGCGUUUCCCUGUCGCUCGGGGUCGGCAAGAAGACAAAUCGCUUCAAGAAACACGAUGCCAUCGAGAAAGCGUCGCAUGCGUCGCGUCGCAUGAGCUUGGAUCUGGAUUUGUCGCCGACGCAUGCCCCGCAUCCAAAUACGCAUCACAACGAUUCCCGACGUCAUUCCUGCGACUCGAACAAAUCGCAUCACAAAAAGCGCUCGCGGUCCGACAGCAUCAACAGCAGAGGCACUUACACGACGGAACCCUCGAGCCAGCGACGCAUUUCCGUAACGUCGUACCAAUCGUCGAAGAAAAUUCCGUGGUGCGGAUGCUGGGGACUUUGCUAA
Culicoides brevitarsis is the source of this 1501-nucleotide messenger RNA. RefSeq names its product GATA zinc finger domain-containing protein 14. The transcript has 5 exons. Lineage: Eukaryota; Metazoa; Arthropoda; Insecta; Diptera; Ceratopogonidae. The coding region runs from base 38 to 1501 and encodes 487 amino acids. The record is from RefSeq and is a predicted model, not a curated record.